AUGUUGAUUCUAAACAUGUUGCGAGAGAUUCUUGAAUGGGUUGUUCGUGAUCAGACGAAAACCACACUUUACUCCAACCGUGAAUCCCGAAUUCAAGAUCAAAAGCUGGAUUAUAAUUAUGCUAGUAAUCCAAUGAACGGUUACGUGAAAAAUGGAUUUUCAAUCAUUUCAUUUCUUAUUUGCAUAUUAAUUGUCAAUACUUUGCUCUAA
Messenger RNA from Mucor mucedo, 210 nucleotides. RefSeq lists its product as uncharacterized. The coding region runs from base 1 to 210 and encodes 69 amino acids. The transcript is spliced from 3 exons. The record is from RefSeq and is a predicted model, not a curated record. Lineage: Eukaryota; Fungi; Mucoromycota; Mucoromycetes; Mucorales; Mucoraceae.